UCGUAAACACGGUGGUUUCAUGCGCGACAUCCUUAAACCGGACAGGCGAACAAAGAGCUAUGUGGGCUGUGUUAUCUUGUCAUAAGAAGUUGCUUAAGCCCAUUGUGAAUUAUGAUGCGGCCUUUGUUGCGGGUAAUUUCGCCCAUUUCUAUUAUCCAGCUGCCGUCAACGAGAACCAGCCAAACAAAGGCUAGUCCCCUAUUAUCAGCACUGGAAAAUAAAAUCUAUGAUAUGAUUCGGAUGAAAAAAGAAACGAUGUCUUGGACCGACCUGCGAGAGAACGAAUUUCCUCGCCUUGUCAAGGAGCUAUUGAUAAAUACAAGUUGUCGUCCUUCCCCUAGCAUCAUCGGGGCUCAAUCUUUUACAAACUUGGUAAUCAGGGCACUUGCAAAGAAUGGCCAAUCAGCACUGCUUUCCGAAUUUGUGCAGGAACACGGUAUAGAAAGAUUAUCUGUCAACCAACUUGCAUUUUACAUUGGGCAUUGUAAUAAAACUGAAGAAAUUGUAAAGACCUGGCAUUAUCUCAAAGGACGAAACGGCACUCUGUUUGAUGCAGCUUCUACUACGCAUCUUAUUGAAGGCUUGUGCCAAACGAGCCACUGGAGGGAAGUUGUUCCGCUAAUUAAUAAUUUGACCGAGAUCGAAGGAACGCCAAUCAACGCUCUUAGGCGUUUUAUAAGGAAAUUGUUCGAAGUGGGAGAAAUUGAUGAAGCACUAAAAUGGUUCUACGAGCUGUACACGAGAAACCCAGGGGCGCCGGGACGUGAGUGCGAACCAGCUCUUGCGAAAUUAGACAGUGCAUGUCGUAUUUUCGAAAUGGCCGCUAGCAUGUACUUACAGUUUGACAAAGAUUUUUUUCUUAGUCCAGCAUGGGAACCAUUAUUUGAUGUCAAGCUCACCUCGAUUACAUAUCCCUCGAGGUGCCCUAAAUGCAAAACUAGGUUGCUGCCACCACAGGAAAUCCGCAACGACGAUUUGCAAAAGCUUCGUAAGGCCGUGAAAACGCAACUUAUAAAACAAGGUGAUAACCUAUUUGAAACAACGACACCAGCUGAACUUGCUCAUUUUGAAGAAUUUAUGGGACGACACGGCCCCUUCGACGUUGUAUUAGACGGACUAAACAUCGGCUAUAGGUUUGGCGAGAAGGCGCUCGCAGUGGAAGCACGACGCCUUGCAACACAGGAGAAAAAGCGCGUACUUGUAAUGGGACGUCGGCAUAUGAACCGCUGGCCAGCCGUGAAGAAUCUGCCUCGUGGUGUCUUAUUGUACACGAUGGAGAACAUUAGCAAUGAUGAUCCGUUUAUGUUUUUGGCAUGUCUAUACAGCAACGUUCACUGUACAAUAGUGAGUUCAGACCACUUUCGGGAUCAUAAGUUUAAACUUAGCCCCAGAUACAAGAACGAGAAGGACAACUGCGCAGCUGUUAUCGAGAUUACUCGAUUAUUCACACGUUGGUUGAACACCCGACAUAGACAAGUGGGCCAGCCGCCCCUGAAGCAUGACAUGGUGGCCCAAAAGGACCCCGGAGGUUGGCAUCUUCCCAUACUUAAGAAUGCGGAAGGAAUUCAAGGCCAACUUCAACCUAAUCUCUGGGCUUGUGUGCGAUACAAAAGAUCUUAAUUAUAUUUCGCACUGUUCAUGUGAAAAAUAAUCUGGAUAAGCUUAUAUAAUUUAUAUUAAACUGGAUAUAUAUAUAAAGUGUUCUACUGUUUUGAAAUAAAUUUUAAAUUUAGCUCUGACGGUAUAUGUAUUUACAAUAUUUUACUGUAUAAAUCAUGGUGUAGAUAUAAAAACGAGUAUACAAACGAAUAUUAAAAAAAUAAAUAUAGAUCUUAAAGUACACAAUUAUUAACCCAGUAUACAUUGCAUUACGCUUGCAAAUUUUGCUCAGCCGAUUCUAUUUAUAUUUAUAUAUCAGUAAUAAUAACCAAUAACUAUUAUUACCAUUUAUUAAGAAAUCUUAUAGGAAUAAUAUGUACCUGUAUCUUAAUAAUAAUCUACUGUUGAUCUGUACUACUAUCCCAAUACCCAGAGUGGUGCUAACACCGUCCUGGAUUACCUCCUGGUAAUUCAAGGUGAAUAUGUUGCCUCACCAAAGUUGUUCAUCUUGGCUUGAAGUCACUUCCUUAGUUUCGCUUAUUCCCUAAUUCUUCGGCCGAAUUAUGGGAAAUGAACUCAAGUACACACUUAUUAUAAAAGCUUAUUAUUAUUAAUAUAUAU
Molecule: messenger RNA, 2220 nt
Organism: Varroa destructor (honeybee mite)
Lineage: Eukaryota; Metazoa; Arthropoda; Arachnida; Mesostigmata; Varroidae
Gene: mldr
Product: mitochondrial ribonuclease P catalytic subunit
Biological process (GO): mitochondrial tRNA 5'-end processing; tRNA 5'-leader removal
Cellular component (GO): mitochondrial ribonuclease P complex
Molecular function (GO): ribonuclease P activity
Source: RefSeq, a predicted model, not a curated record